Molecule: messenger RNA, 2499 nt
Organism: Gadus morhua (Atlantic cod)
Lineage: Eukaryota; Metazoa; Chordata; Actinopteri; Gadiformes; Gadidae
Product: cell adhesion molecule 3-like
Exons: 8
Coding region: 509-1738 (409 amino acids)
Source: RefSeq, a predicted model, not a curated record
ACAGGCGAACGAGGAUCCAGAAGGUCGAGGCGGGGAACGUAGUCGGGGACAGGCAGGGUCGGGAAACCGGGACGGAAUACAGGCGAACUAGUAUCCAGAAGAACGAGGCGGGGAACGUAGUCGAGAACAGGCAGGAUCGGGAAACCGGAUACCGGGAACAGGAGACAGGCGAAUUGCUGGAGAGACUUGCAUGAACCAAACAGCGAAGACAAUCUGGCAACAGGUGAACACUGUUCAGCUAACUUAAAGGCUCCACUAAUCACCUGAUGCAGCCCAGCUGCGAAGUUGAAAGAGGCGUGGCAGACAGACCGUGACAAGUUGUUAGAUAUUUGCUGCAGUGUGCUCUACAACACAGCAGACAAGACAAACACGACACAAAAAUAGGAAGCCAAGGGCAUUACAUUUUGAGAAUCAUUCUAGGAAGAGGAACUUUUUUUUUACAUUUCCUCUAGCCUGCAAUAAAGACAGUUCGUAGGCUAUAGUUCUAAUAACGGCUGGUUAGAAGAAAAUGACAAUUCUAGGGAUUAUGCUCAUCAUUCAAGGCGUGUGGAGCAGCGACUGGGCUGUUGAGUACCAAAGCCAGUGCGCUCUUAGAGGGACAUCAGUAACAAUACCAUGCUCUUAUAGCCAUCCACCCGGUCAUAGGGUCACUUCGGUCAACUGGUACAUAGGAGGGCCAAGACCUGGCAGCUGGGUUAGCAAUCUCUUCUUCAACUCCUCCUCAAUGAAAGGACGUGUUCAAUACCUGGGUGACACAUCUGGUUCGUGCACAUUGAAGAUCAACAGGCUACUUGACUCUGACCAAGCAGGGUACUUUGUUAGUUUAAAGACAGACGAUGAUGGGUUCACUUCACCAUAUAUUACUUUGACCGUUCAAGACCCAGGGAUCACUGCCGUUGUACCGACCGUUGUUAAAGAGAGGGACAUGGUGAGUCUGACCUGCAAGUCAAAAUGUAUUGGCUAUCCCCCAGCCAACAUGGUAGUGUGGUCACGAGAUGGAAAAGCAGUGGCCAGUCCAACGUUCCGGGCCGGGCUGGACGAUGCAGGGAGUUACCAGUGUGCCUGGGAGAGACUGCAGUCUAACACAGUAACCCUCGAUGUUCAAUUCCUUCCACGGAACACAACGGUGUGGGUCGAACCCCAAGGAGAGCUGUUGAAAGGAAAUAGCGUGAACCUGACCUGCAGCAGUGCUGCCAACCCACCCGUACACAACUACACCUGGUGGUGGUACAGUGGUACUGCACCACCCCCCGCCAGCUACAUGCUGGUCCCCAUCGGAACGGGACAGGUGUUGCACCUGGCCUCUCUGGUGACCUCUCAGACAGGAUAUUACCUCUGCCAGGCCACGAAUACUCUGGGGGAGAGCAACUCCUCUGCACUGCUGCAGAUUGAGGGAACCACACUGGCAGACAGAGCAUCUGUAUUCAUCAGAUCUGGAGUAGUAGUCACUGUCCUUGUGGCCCUCACUGUGCUGGUUUGCUUUUGUUCACGGAAACAACCAAAGACCAAGGAAAACCAACACAGCAUGGCUACCAGCAGCCCCAUUGGGAGGAGCCUCAACUCUUCAACCAAUCCCGACCCAGACUCCAUGUAUGCCAACGUACACAUGUCUUCAUUACCCAAUCGGUCACUGACUCCUCCCCAGGUUCUCAAUGACGUCCACACGCAUGACUCAGGACAGACCAACAGAAGCAGGGGAUGCAGCAGGACACUCUGUGAUCUACAGCUCAGUGGCUGAAGCAACAUGAGAAGAGCGCAGCCGGGAUUGGAAGGCCUCGAUUGGUGGCCUAUGCAUGCUUUUGGUUUAACAUUUGUGUGUUUUAGCAAUAGUCUUUGGUUUGUGAUAUGAUGGGAAUCUACUGAAUUUAACCCUUGAUUGAAAAAAAGAUAUAAGGAUUGGCUGAAUGGGUCAAACACAUGAGUUGUACCCUGGAGACCAGGGUUAAGGUCCUGUAUUCUUUUUUAGACUAAGGUGACUUAUUAAUUUACAACUACUUGGUUAGGUUUAAGCAACACAACAACUUGGUUAGGAUUAAGCAACAAAACAAAUUUGUUAGGUUUAGGCAACGCAACUACCAUGUAAUCAUAACUACUUAGUUAUGUUUACAUGGUGAGGGUUAGGCACGACGAAUUCUGCCAGAAAAGGCUGUCAAACUUCUCCCAUGUAAGGAUACCACGAUCUAACCCAGUCUAACUCAGUUACAGUGGACAUAGUAUUCAUGAAUUACGCAGCUUCAGAAUCAUUCUCAUGAUUUUACCAUUAGGAUUUGUUUAUGAAUGUGAAACAGUAGUAGGUUUCCAUAACUUUUCCCUUUUAAAGUGAAACACAACCAGAACACUUAAAAAUUAAGGCAUUUAUUACCAUACUGAACAAAAAAUCAUGAAAAUCAAUGAUGCAUAAAAAGUCAAAAGUCAAAGUCAAAGUCAGCUUUAUUGUCAACACUUCACAUGUACAAGACAUGUGAGGGAAUCGAGAAAACGUUUCCCCCUAUCCCGCGG